Molecule: messenger RNA, 1475 nt
Organism: Cannabis sativa
Lineage: Eukaryota; Viridiplantae; Streptophyta; Magnoliopsida; Rosales; Cannabaceae
Product: vesicle-fusing ATPase-like
Exons: 5
Coding region: 416-922 (168 amino acids)
Biological process (GO): SNARE complex disassembly; intra-Golgi vesicle-mediated transport; Golgi to plasma membrane protein transport
Cellular component (GO): Golgi stack
Molecular function (GO): ATP hydrolysis activity
Source: RefSeq, a predicted model, not a curated record
AGCAUUACACAUUACUGAGCUUGAGCUUGAAACAUUUAUAAUUAUUAUAUCAAAUUCGGUUGGUUUCUUUACUGUGGGAGUUGCUAACAAUAGUUUUCCAUGAUUGAAUUAUGUGUUUCAGGUGACACACGCGGACUUUAAGAAGGCGAAAGAGAAGGUAAUGUUCAAGAAGAAGGAAGGAGUGGACUUUAUAUGUGAUAGGAUUGUCCAAUGUUAUUGGAGAACUAUGCCACCAUUGGAAGAUGAAUUAAAACCCAAAACUUUCGUUUAUUGUUAUUCAAACUCAUAAUGGAUUCCCUUUAAAAAAAAAACCCAUAUUCUACUGAAUUGUAAAUUCUUCUUCUCCCAAAACCAUAUUCUUCCCAAAAGGACAAGGGCUUCGAGACAGCCAGCGACAGCGAGUUUGGGAAUAGCGAUGACGAUGACAAUCUCACUGUCUGAGAAAAUGGCCGGCCGGUACGGAUUCUCGUCAUCGUCUUUUUCUCAGGCGACCAUGAAGGUCACCACCACUCCAUCUCCGGAUCUCGCUCUCACCAAUCUCGCUUACGUCUAUCCCUCUGAUCUCCAAAACUUCGCUGUCCCUAGCUCCAAGCUUUUCCUCGCAUUGAUCGGAAACUCAUUCGUUCUUUCUCUUUGUCCUCAUCCAAGCAUACACAAUGGAGAAAUCGCUCUAAAUGCAAUCCAACUUCGGCAUGCGAAAGUUUCUACUGGCGAUGUUGUACUGGUGAUCAGAUUUAUUCCACCUGAUGAGUCUAACCUGGCAUUGCUCACUUUAGAGUUAGAGUUUGUGAAAAAGGGUACUAAAAGUGAACAGGUUGAUGCUGUUCUCUCGGCCAAUCAUCUUAGAAAGAGGUUUAUUUACCAGAGUGAAGAAAAUGGCAUGGAGAUGACAAAUUUCUCAGAAUUUGAAGGAGUUUUUUGAAAGACCAACUAGACAAAUACCUAACUAAAUUGGAGAGAGUAUAGCUGAUGGCCAACAAGUUGUUUAACUAAAAUAUGGCCAACAACUUUAAUGGUGUAAGGUUUGUAAUUCUUCAGUUGAUGUGGAAAGGCAUGCUAUUGACUUUAUGGAGGCUGCUAAAAAGCUUCAAUUCCAUUUAAUUGGCCUGCAACGUGAAGAUGAACCAAGCAGGGCUGAAACACUGAGAAAGGUUAUUGCAUGAUUUUUUGAAAGUUAAAACGGAGCUUAUCAACAAACAUGAGAAGUUGAUUCAAGGGUGGAGAAAAGAAUUGAAAGACCAACUAGACAAACAGUACCUAACUGAAUUGGGAGAGAGUAUAGCUGAUAGCCAACAGGUUGUUUAACUAAAAUAUGACUUUCGCAAGUUGUCAUUGGCAUAAUUUUAUUAGUCUUUUGUACAACAUGUAGAGCAUUUUGUUCAGCUUUGUUAGAAGUGAAAGUGUUGGUCUAGGAUUGACGAAAGGAAUUGUAUGACUAUGUUUUGAUAAGCAAAUCAGUUUUUCUUUGUUGACAA